This is a messenger RNA of Heterobasidion irregulare TC 32-1, 544 nucleotides long. RefSeq lists its product as uncharacterized. The record is from RefSeq and is a predicted model, not a curated record. Gene Ontology annotation, biological process: RNA splicing. The coding region runs from base 1 to 444 and encodes 147 amino acids. NCBI's taxonomy places the organism in Eukaryota, Fungi, Basidiomycota, Agaricomycetes, Russulales, Bondarzewiaceae. Gene Ontology annotation, cellular component: exon-exon junction complex; nucleus. The transcript is spliced from 6 exons.
AUGUCCUCAUACGACAAAGACCCUUUCUACUUGAGUACGGGCCACUCUGGCAAACACGGGCACGAAUUUCUUGAAUUCGAGUACUCGCAUGGCCGCCUCCGAUAUGCUAACAACUCUAACUACCGCAAUGACUCUCUAAUCCGCAAAGAAAUGUGGGUAGGACCGUUGGUAGUGAAGGAGCUCAAGCGCAUUGUAGAGCAGAGUGAGAUCACAAAGGAAGAUGACACUAAUUGGCCAAAGAAAAAUAUUGUGGGGAAGCAGGAGCUCGAGAUCCGCGUGGGCAAUGACCACAUCGCAUUUGAGACCGCGAAAGUUGGCUCGUUAGCCGAUAUACAGGAUAGCGAGGACCCGGAAGGAUUGCGUGUAUUCUAUUAUCUGGUGCAGGAUCUCCGGUGCCUCAUCUUCUCUCUCAUUUCCCUUCAUUUCAAAAUCAAACCAAUUUAGUUAUAUUGGCUUUCCACCGCAUCUUCGACUUUAGAGCACAUCUGUCUCUUGUCCCCCUUGAGCCUAUAGUCCAAAUUUCUCCUUUUAUCGUGUAUGACAG